Messenger RNA from Cyprinus carpio (common carp), 662 nucleotides. RefSeq names its product dynein regulatory complex subunit 4-like. Gene Ontology annotation, molecular function: microtubule binding; small GTPase binding. Gene Ontology annotation, cellular component: Golgi apparatus; microtubule. The coding region runs from base 135 to 662 and encodes 175 amino acids. The record is from RefSeq and is a predicted model, not a curated record. NCBI's taxonomy places the organism in Eukaryota, Metazoa, Chordata, Actinopteri, Cypriniformes, Cyprinidae. The transcript has 5 exons. Gene Ontology annotation, biological process: flagellated sperm motility.
AAAGAAAGCAAGAAGAAGAAGAAGAAGAAGAAGAGAUUUCACGUUGCUAGGAAACCUUUGUUUGGCAUUGUCAGCGUGUGAAGCGAAAAGCCACUUUAUUUUCAUUUGAGGUGAUAAUAACGCUUUCACAAAUAAUGCCGCCAAAAAGAAAAUCUUCCAACAAGUCCCCAAAGGGCAAAACUCCAACAGUAGUGGAUGGCUUGUCCACAGAUGAGAUGUCUAAAGAGCAGUUGGAAGAGCACAUUGUGCGUCUGCGAGAGGAGCUGGACAGAGAACGAGAGGAACGCAACUAUUUCCAACUAGAGAGGGACAAGAUCCACACGUUUUGGGAAAUCACCAAAAGACAACUGGAUGAGAAAAAGUGUGAACUGAGAAACAGAGAGCGUGACCUAGAGGAGGGCGAGGAGCGCCACCAAGUGGAAAUUAAGGUUUAUAAGCAGAAGGUGAAGCACUUACUUUAUGAAGAGCAAAACAUGCUCUCUGAGCUGAAGGCUGAAAGUGUUGUCAGCAGCAAAUUGCUGCAAAAGGAGCACGCUGACUUUGAGAAUCAGCUACGGAAGGACAUGUGUUGCUUGAAAGUGGACAUGAAAGAGCAGGAGCUGUCCAGUGAGAAUGUGAUCAAGAACCUUCAUCUGAAACACAAUGAGGAAUUACUAUUCUGA